AUGAUCCGGGCCUUCUCGUUCCCCGUGAGCCCGGAGCGGGGCCGGCUGCGGGGCUGGCUGGAGGGCAGCCUGGCCGGCCUCUGCGAGCUGCACUGGCUGCGGGAGCGCCAGGAGUUCCGCGUGCGCCAGGCGCUCCGGCUCGGUCAGCCGCUGGCCACGGGCGCGGGGCCCGGCGAGGCGGCCGACGACGGCCGGGACCAGGAGGACGAGGCCCUGGGCGACGACGAUGGCGAGGAGGACGACGACGAGGCGGCGGCGCGCCGGGCCGCGGCCGCGCUGGAGGAGCAGCUGGAGGCCCUGCCUGGGUUGAUGUGGGAACUGGGUCAACAUCUGGGAGAGCUGAGCUUGGAUGCUGAAGGCCUGGAGGAAGAUGUUGGUUUGAGCUCAGGUUUCUAUGAAGGCCCUUCCCCUACUGGUCCAGACUCCCCUCCUUCAACGUUUGGAGCUGACAGUGGUUUCUCUGGCUCCGGUUCCUACAGCCGCCUAGGCCCCUCUGAGCCCCGGGGAGUGUUUGCCAGCAAGAGGCCCAAGUCUCUGGGAGAAACGGGCCCCAGCUCCCAGGAGGCCUCCGCGGGAGGCCAGGUAGGGGUGCCUCGCUCCUUCUCGGCUCCCUACCCGACUGCUCCCCAGGAGGCCGGGCCCGGGGGCGUGACCUCCUUCCUGUCGCCCAGCCCGCUCCAUGCAGUGGCCCUGCAGAGCCCCCGCCUGCGCGGCCGCCUCUAUCCGGACUCAUCCAUCGCUGGGCCCCCGGACGGCGCUGUCCCUGGUCGCCACCUGGAGAGUUACAUCUCGGGCCUUCUGCGGCGCCGGCGGCGACUCCGUGGGCGGCCAGGGCCGGGCCAGCCCCGCACCAGUCCCGGCCCCGGGCCAGCCGAGCCGCCCGCAGCCCUCCGACGGCAGAACAGCGCUCGGCAACGGUCCGAGGAGUCGACGCACCCCAGCGUGGGCGGCUCGCCGGGGCCUGGGGGCUGGCCGCCCUGGGACUCCAGCCCGCCUCCAGCCGAGCCUGCGCCCGCAGUGAGCUCCUCACCCCCCAGCCCGGGGGAGGGCCGGCUGGUGAAGGCCCAGUACAUCCCCGCGGCACACGGAGGAGUCCGCGGGCCUCCAGUGGCCCGCGCUGCCCGCCGCAAGGGCCCGCCGCCUCCCCCGCUCACUCGCGGCCGCAGCGUGGAGCUGUCGCCUCCGAGGGAGCGGCCCCGGCCGGGAGGCGCCAGGAAAGGCCGGUUCCCCGACGGCGCGGCCCGCCGCGGCUCCCCGCGGGGCAAGAAGGCCGCCCGCUCGCAGUCAGAAAACAGCCUUCUGAACAGGCCAGGCGCUGGCCCGGGCGAACCCAAGUACCAUACGGUGGAGAGGGAGGAGCCGAGGCCGGCCCGGCCCCGUCGGACCCCGGCGGGCGCAGCCCCUGCCUCCUCGCGCCGCUGGCGCUCCACGGCCGAAAUUAGCGGCGAGGAGGCCGAGGGCGGGCGGCGGGUCAAGGCUGCGCCUCGCGGGGGCGGGGGCCGGGCUGUCGGAGGGGUCCCGGGGCCCUCGCCUGCCCCUCCGCGCCGCCUCCUCUACGGCUGCGCCGGCAGCGACUCGGAGUGUUCGGCGGGCCGCGGCGGGGCAGUCGGACGCCGGGGUCCCCCCCUGGGGGGCAGCGGCAGCGGCUACGGGCCGGCCUACGGCGAGAGCGAGUCGAGCGCCAGUGACGGCGAAUCUCUCGCCUUCAGCUCAGCCUCCAGCGACUCGGAGGGCAGCGGCGGCGGCCUGGUGUGGCCCCAGCAGCUGGCGGCCGCGUCGGCGGCGGCCGGGCCUGGCGGAGGCCCGGGGGGAGGCCAGGGGAAGGUCUUCGUCAAGAUCAAGGCCUCCCAUGCGCUCAAGAAGAAGAUCUUACGGUUCCGCUCAGGAUCGCUGAAGGUCAUGACCACAGUGUGAGCUCGUCCGGCGCAGCGCGAAGGCGAUUUGCCCAGCCCUUCUUUGGCUGACUAGACUGGGAGCCAAGGACGCCAGGGUUCGCCCACUGAUUCUCGGCGUGGACUUGGGCGAACUCGGGGCCUCUGUUUCCCUGGCUGUAGAAUGGACUCAGUGAAGUAGGCAGCAUGGUGUAAAGAAAUUUGGAAUGAGAUCUGGGUUCAAAUUCCGCCUCUGCCACUCGCUAGCUGAGUGACCUGGAGCAAGUCCCUUCCGCUCUCUGAAAAGUGAGGCGGUUGGACAUCCAAUUUCUAAGGUCCCUGCCAGCUCUGACAUUCUAUGAACCUAGGAGCCUCUAAGGAGCCCCUGCCCUGUACUGAAGGGGUCUCUACUUUCCUAUCCCUUUCUGGCCAAGGAAAUCCUCUAAGUUUGGGUCCCCCCACCAAGUUCCUUCUUUUUUGGGUGUUCUCCCUUUCCCAUCUUCACUGGUCCGUUUACGGUCCAUUCAGCUGGGCCAUGUUUCCAUUCACUCUCCCAACCCUACCCUAUCUGUCACCGAGAUGACAGAGAUGGCCAGUAGAUGACGUGGGGAAACUCUCCUAACCUCUGACGGGGUACACUGUGUUGAGUCCAGUAGUGCUAAGCCUCCCUGUCAUCUUUUUUGAUCGCUCUGUUUAUAAUCCAAUUUGGGGGCUGAAAAACAGCUGAGGGCCUGAGCUCCCUGGUGCUUCCUAGCCCUUUCUUGGUGACCUUGGGUGAGAAGUAAAACGGGGUGGGGGUGGGAAGGAACAUAUUUUCAGGGAUAGAGCUCGAGGGAGGAGGCCAGAGGGGCACCAAUUCUUAAUUAGUUUUGUUUUUUAAAUUGCUGUAUUUAUUAUAAUGACGGCGACUCCCCAGGCAAGGGAUUGUGGGAAGAUGGAGGAUGGCUAUCCUGUCACAUACCCACCCUUGUCCCACGGGAGCCAGACCCUGUUUGUUUCUAUAUUCUCUUUGUAAAUAAAUCCACAGUGUCA
Molecule: messenger RNA, 2903 nt
Organism: Vombatus ursinus (common wombat)
Lineage: Eukaryota; Metazoa; Chordata; Mammalia; Diprotodontia; Vombatidae
Product: dapper homolog 3-like
Exons: 4
Coding region: 1-1914 (637 amino acids)
Biological process (GO): negative regulation of canonical Wnt signaling pathway
Cellular component (GO): cytoplasm
Source: RefSeq, a predicted model, not a curated record